Molecule: messenger RNA, 1585 nt
Organism: Lycium ferocissimum
Lineage: Eukaryota; Viridiplantae; Streptophyta; Magnoliopsida; Solanales; Solanaceae
Exons: 3
Coding region: 377-1276 (299 amino acids)
Source: RefSeq, a predicted model, not a curated record
ACCGGGUAUGUUGUUGUUUGUUAGUUAGAUGUUCUUGCAGUACAUGUAUAUUUUUCUUUGUUUUUGUAGCGCUCUUCUUUCUAAGGCUUGCGCUUUAAUUGUGCUUUGCAUUUAAAGCCCUAACAGAGUUUGGCGCUUUUCUGUGCUUUUCAUUUUUGACUUCUCUGUUAGAUACCUUAAUAGAUAUCAUCCUUCUCCUUGCUUCUGCUGAGCAUCUUCAGUUGAUGAAAGUAUACCUCACCUAUUUUAAGAUAUCCUGGUUUAAGAUUUGCUAAAGAACUUCCUCUGCUGGUACAUCAUAUUUCACCUAUUUUAUGGAGUUGAUAGUAGUUUUGGUAGAACUUGCAUGAGUUAAUACCAUUCUCCAUGGUCUGAAAUGUGUUUCACUUUAUGCGACCUAUUUUCUCUGCAUUCUUGGUGUCAGUUUCUUGAGCAGGCUUUGAAUGUUAAUGAUGAUGUGCCGGUGCUUACUCCUGGUACUGAAAGCAAGAAGAUCAUUUGCAGCAAAGCAAAGUUAUGUUGGGGUAAAGCAACUGAUGAUCCGACUCCACCUUCAACAAUGACCAUGCAGCAAAAUUUAACUCCAAAAGGAGUGCACCAAAAUAAAAGGAUCAAGGUUGAAGUUUCAGAAUCUGGGGUAGAGGGAAAUCCAGUGAGUUGGACAACACCUGUAAAGGUGUCCCCCGAAGAUGGUGAUGCAUGCAGUGAACUGGUGGAUGUGCAUGGCUAUAAAGUAAAAGCGAGCAAUGCUCCUAUUCUUGCUGCCAUUUUUGCCAAGUAUGGUGACAUUACCAUCAACUGUCACUAUAAGUCACCUACUGUCAGAGCUUCCUUUCUUGAUGUGGUUAGUGAUGUUGUCAGGCGGCUGAAAACCAGUGAUGUUAAUUCUUCUUCCAUUAAAGCUAUGAAAUCUGUAGUCUCUGAUGCUUCGGAUGCCAAGCUUGAUGUAACUUGGCUGCAGCAAUAUCUGGAUGAGAUUUCCGAAGAGGAAGAUAUGGAGGAAAAGUCUUCCUAUCUAAUAGCGUUACGCGAGACUACCAUGCUUGUCUCUAAAGCAGCUAAAAAGGAUGUGGUACAAAGGAACAUGGAGGUCUUAGCAGCAGAGAAACGGCUCAAAAAGGCUGAAAUGCGCUUGCAAGAGGCCCAAAGCCGGGCAGGAGAGGCAAAAAGGUCUGUCAAAGUAUUUGACAUACUGGGUAAAAAAGUUAAGCAGGACAUCAAGGCUGUUAAGGAUCAAGCACAAUAUUGGCUGAGUAGGUUGAAUGAGCUUCUGUAGUCCGCAGCUGCUUUAUCUUGACAUAAUAGCUUCUAUGUCAAGACAUUAUUGUAAAUUGUGAAUGAUAAUCAUGAAUCUGGGAAGUGUCACAUGGUUGAAUCUUGUUUUGUACAUGAUAGUAACAUUUCUCUUUUUGGAAACAUUCGCAUUUUGUGCAGUAUUAAGUUUUUCAUAUAACAAAAACUCGACUGGGGUUUUUGUAUGUAAUGCUAUAAACACCUUGAACAGUUGCAGUGAGGUGCUCUGUCUAGUGUUUUCUGCCUUUUCUGCUAAAGGUAUGCUUGAACUAAUCCAUUUCAAAUUUGAUAA